AAUCACGGACAAACCUCCACUGCUUUCGCUCUCCGAACACUGCCGAACGGUCCCGAAUGCAUGUAAACAGAACAGCAAUGUGCUGCAGAAGUUUACAAGUUUUGUAUAUCAGCAGAAGAUCUCUCGAAACCGUGACACGAAAGAGCGUUUAUAACUUCGGUACAAUGGCAACAUCUUUGGAUAAAAUUACUGAUGUUGACAUCGAUGCGAAUGGCAUAUUCAAGUACAUACUGGUCCAUGUUCACGACGACGUCAACAAGCAGUCAAAACCUAUCGUUAGAGGCUAUGCGAAAUGCACCUGGCAUGCCGACAUUUACGAUGAAAUAGCCAAUGAAAUAAAGCCUCUUGGGCCUGGAUUGGACACCGAAUGCGUCGGGGGUGGCAGAAUCAAUCAUGAUGCCACUGCUAAAAGUAUCAACGUUUAUGGAUAUUCCCAGGGAUUUGGAAAAGCUGAUCACCGCAUCUCUGUUGAUCUGCUGAAGAAAAAAUAUCCGGAUUACGUCAUCACGUGGUCCGACGAAGGCUACUGAACUCAUGAAUCAACGGAUGAUCACUAUUUUUUCUCAUCGAUUGCUUUUCAAGUGUUCAACGAAACAUUUUUUCGAACGAGCUUCAAUCGCCUGCUUUUUAUCCAAAUAUAUGCAGCCACAUCAGUUUGGGAAAUUUGGCACAACAUUGAUCACUGAGAAGAGGGUUUUUAUAAAAUAUUUCGCAUGAGCUUGCACUGAGCCAUUGAAUGCCCUACUACGAAGUAAAAUAAUGUUGUCGUUUGUCUAAUAAAACCGGAGUGUUCUGAA
Molecule: messenger RNA, 797 nt
Organism: Venturia canescens
Lineage: Eukaryota; Metazoa; Arthropoda; Insecta; Hymenoptera; Ichneumonidae
Product: 14 kDa phosphohistidine phosphatase-like
Exons: 4
Coding region: 57-530 (157 amino acids)
Biological process (GO): peptidyl-histidine dephosphorylation
Cellular component (GO): cytosol
Molecular function (GO): protein histidine phosphatase activity
Source: RefSeq, a predicted model, not a curated record